Mesorhabditis spiculigera is the source of this 1035-nucleotide messenger RNA. NCBI's taxonomy places the organism in Eukaryota, Metazoa, Nematoda, Chromadorea, Rhabditida, Rhabditidae. The record is from the annotation of a GenBank genome assembly.
AUGGUGAAGCUCGUCAUCGACACGGACGGCGUGUCGGACGAUAUUCGCGCGAUAAGCAUGGCCCUCAGCCAUCCGGACACUGAGGUGCUUGCCUUCACCGCCGUGCAAGGAUGCGUACCCGUCGAACAAGCCGCCCUCAACGUCAUUCGGGCACAACGGGCAUGCGGUGUCGAGAAGUUGAUCCCCGUCUACCAAGGCGCGAAGGAGCCGCUCAUCGAACGCGACGUUGAAGCGGACGAGACAUUUUUCUUUGGGCGCGACGGCCUUGGCGAUACUGGGUUCACGCACGAUCCAAAGAUUCGCGAUGACGACGCCAAGCUGCUUGAAAAGGAGCAUGCCGCGCUCGGGCUGAUCAAGGUGUUUCGUGAACACGAUGACGCGGUUCUCGUGGCGAUUGGUCCAUUGACCAACGUCGCGCUGGCCAUCAAGAUGGACCCGGAUUUCAAGCGUCGCCCGAAGCGACUGGUGAUCAUGGGUGGAAACUAUUUAGGUAUCGGAAAUGUUCACUCUAAAAGCUCAGCCGAAUGGAACUUCCACGGCGACCCCGAAGCUGCACACAUUGUGCUGUCGGAAAUGGAGACCCCUAUCACUCUUGUGCCCUGGGAGUGCUUCUACGUGGAAGGGCCGAAACUCGAGAAGCUCGUCGACUUCUCCGCCCAUCUCAAGUACGAUACGCCACUCGGGCGUUUCCUCACCGCGACCACCGAGCGAGGCCGUAUUGCUAUGGAGCGAAACGGACGCCAAUACACAUUCUGUGACGAGAUCGCUGUCGGGGCGGCCAUCGACGAGGAGAAGGUAAUCAAGAAGCGGAAGAAGCUGAGGGGAUCAGUCGAACUGUCGGGACGAUACUCGAGGGGACAAAUCGUCCUCGAUUGGACCGGCGAGUUGUGGGAUACCGAUCGCGAGAAGCAGACGAGCCACGCGAAACUCGACCUCUCGCGCCGCCCGAUGACCUUCGUAACUGAGUACGACGUGCACACCAUUGACGCAUGGCUGCACGCUGCGUGCAAAAACUCGACAAAACUUGCCGAAUUC